GGGGACUGCCGGUGGCGGUGGUUGAGGGAGAGGGCGAAUUCGAUCUCGACCGGCUGGCAAUCGAUGUUUGAUGGCCGAGCAUGUCUGAGUUUCACCUCGGAUCUGGAUUUGGGAGGUCGUUGUGCCCAGAUCUACUGCGGAAGAGGGAUAUCAGUGCUGGUGAGGAGAGCGAUCGAGUUCGUGGGCAGCAACGUCUCUCUGGCGUUCAAGAAGCGCAGGGAGCCGGAUAGGUAGCAGAGUCGGGUAAUUCUUUCCUUGCUCGGCAAUUGAUGGCGACGGUGGCGGU
Linum tenue is the source of this 286-nucleotide messenger RNA. The record is from the annotation of a GenBank genome assembly. Lineage: Eukaryota; Viridiplantae; Streptophyta; Magnoliopsida; Malpighiales; Linaceae.